This is a messenger RNA of Hemibagrus wyckioides, 2821 nucleotides long. RefSeq names its product intraflagellar transport 80 homolog (Chlamydomonas) (gene ift80). Gene Ontology annotation, cellular component: cilium; centrosome; intraciliary transport particle B. The transcript is spliced from 20 exons. Gene Ontology annotation, molecular function: protein binding. The record is from RefSeq and is a predicted model, not a curated record. The coding region runs from base 161 to 2494 and encodes 777 amino acids. Gene Ontology annotation, biological process: cilium assembly. NCBI's taxonomy places the organism in Eukaryota, Metazoa, Chordata, Actinopteri, Siluriformes, Bagridae.
UUACUAAGUUCUCGCGAGACAAACGUCAAACUGGCUGAGUGGAAUACCAAAUCUCGCGAAUGAUCUCGCGAGACAAACCAUGGCGAAGUAAAAGGGGCCGUGUGGAGCUUAGCAGUGAGAAAACACGAGAUUUGGAUUCGUCUCAACUAGAAAGUACAGAAUGAGAUUCAAAACAUCUCUGCUGAAGGAGCCGAAACAUAAAGAGCUGGUCAGUUGUGUGGGCUGGAUCACAGCUGAUGAAGUCUACUCCUGUAGUGAAGACCAUCAGAUUUUAAAAUGGAACCUGCUCACGAAUGAGACCAGUGUGGUGGUGAAGCUCCAGGACGAUAUCUAUCCCAUCGACCUGCACUGGUUUCCCAAGACUAUAGCUGGGAAGAAGCAGGCUUUGGCAGAGAUCUUCGCACUAACCAGUACUGAUGGUAAGUUCCACUUGCUGUCUAAGACGGGACGUAUCGAAAAGAGCGUGGAGGCCCAUCGAGGAGCCGUGCUGGCGAGCCGCUGGAAUUACGAUGGAACGGCUCUCAUCACAGCUGGUGAAGACGGACAAAUCAAGAUCUGGUCUAAAAGCGGGAUGCUGAGGUCCACUUUGGCCCAACAAGGAUGUCCUGUGUACUCCGUGGCCUGGGGUCCAGACUCCGACAGGAUACUCUACACGUUUGGCCGGCAUCUUAUCAUCAAACCUCUGCAGCCGAGCUCCAAAUCCGUGCAGUGGAAAGCUCACGAUGGCAUUAUUCUAAAGGUGGACUGGAAUUCUUUGAAUGAUCUGAUUCUGUCCGGCGGUGAAGACUGUAAAUAUAAGGUGUGGGACAGUUAUGGGAGGCCUCUUUACUCCUCCUCCCCCCAUGAUUACCCUAUCACCUCUGUGGCUUGGGCUCCUGACGGUGAGGUGUUCGCUAUGGGCUCUUUUAACACCCUCCGACUGUGCGACAAGACCGGGUGGUCAUAUGCCCUGGAGAAGCCAAACACAGGCAGCGUAUUCAGCUUGGGUUGGUCUGCUGAUGGCACUCAGCUAGCAGGAGCAUGUGGGAAUGGUCAGGUCAUCUUCGCUCACAUUGUGGAGCAGCGUUGGGAAUGGAAGAACUUUGAGAUCACGCUCUCCAAGAGACGAACCAUGCAGCUGAGGAACGUGCUGAAUGAUGCAGUGGACACUUUGGAGUUCAGGGAUCGAGUUAUCAAAGCGUCACUAUCUCAUGGUCACCUGGUAGUGGCCACCGCUCUCCAGUGUUUAGUCUACAGCACUAAAAACUGGAACACGCCGCUGAUAUUUGACUUGAAGGAAGGAACGGUCAGUCUGAUCCUCCAGGCCGAGAGGCAUUUCCUAUUGGUGGAUGGAGGAGGCAUCUACGUGUACUCGUAUGAAGGACGCCUGGUUUCCGCUCCCAAGUUUCAAGGCAUGAGGACAGAUAUCCUGAACGCACAGACCGUCUCACUGAGCAACGACACCAUCGCUGUACGAGACAAGACCGAUGAGAAAGUCGUCUAUUUGUUCGACGCUCAAACAGGAAAACCCGUCGGUGAUGGCAAACCUUUAACCCACAAGAUGGAAGUGACGGUAAUUGCCCUUGACCAGUGCGGAGCCUCUAAUGACAGGAAGAUCGCCUUGAUUGACAAAAACAACGACCUUCAUCUGACCUCUGUGCGCAGGCUGGGCCGAGAGCAGAGCAUGCACAAGAUUGGGUCUAUGGUCCACACCAUGGCCUGGAAUGACUCAGCCAAUAUCCUGUGUGGAAUCCAAGACAACCAGUUCACUGUGUGGUACUACCCCAGUGCUGUAUUUGUAGACAAGGACCUGUUACCCACAACACUCUUCACCAAGGAUGCCAGCGAGUUCAGCAGCGCUCCACAUAUCCUGAACUACACGGGGACGCAGGUGACGGUGAGGCGGGCUGACGGUUCGUUGGUGUACAGCGGUGUGCCACCCUACCCCACCAUCCUGCACGAGUACGCAGGAUCCUCUCGCUGGGAGGAAGCCCUCCAUCUGUGCUGCUUCGCCAGGGAUCAGGCGCUGUGGGCGUGUCUGGCUGGUAUGGCCAUGGCUAACAGAGAGCUUAACACAGCUGAGACAGCUUACGCAGCCAUUGGAGAGGCGGAGAAAGUGCAGUAUAUAAAAUUUAUAAAGGAUUUGCCCUCUAAGGAAUCCUCCCUGGCUCAUAUACAUCUCUUCAGUGGACAAGUACAAGAGGCUGAAGCUGCAUUAAUACAAGCAGGCCUCAUAUACCAGGCCAUUCAGAUCCACAUUGACCUCUUCAGCUGGGACAGAGCUCUGGAACUGGCAGUGAAGCACAAAACCCAUGUGGACACCGUCCUUGCUCAUAGACAGAAGUUCCUGCAAGACUCUGGCAAAGAAGAAACCAACAAGCGUUUCCUGCAGUACUCUGAAGGGGUGGAGGUGGAUUGGGAGAAGAUCCAGUCCAAGAUUGAGAUGGAGCUAGCCAAAGAGAGAGAGCGAGCAGCCAACUCUUCAGUCAGGAGCAGCAUGGCCUCUCACCGCUGAAAAACAGACAUUACCCAGCAAUCUCAGCAGGACCAUUGUUCUCACUGCUGACCUGAGAUCAGACUCCUGGAGUUGGAGUACUUUGGAUAAGUAACUUUUGGGUCAUUCGGUGUAAUACGGUCAGUUUCCUCUUGUUCAUCGGUCAGCCUUGUGUGUUCAUUCUGUGAGCAUGUUUAAUCAUCUGUCCUGUAAAUAAUCGUGUAAUCAUUAAGCACUGAUCUCUUUAUAAGCAAACUUUGUAUAGAGUCAUAUUUUAGAUGAAACAAAAAGCCUUAUUUAAUGAUGUGUAAAAGCUGUUUAAUAAAUAACACACCUCUGCUGAAUACA